AUGGCACCCUGCAAACCUCGGACCUUUACAGCCGGUCAGGAUCCGCUCACCAAAUUUGAUGGAGCCAUUUCAGUCCGUAAUCUGCCCCGCCCCCCGGACCGUUUGUUUCUUUUUCACGGUGUCAUGAGGCCAAAUCAUGGCAUAUAUGCCAAGCUGAUCGCCACUGGCCAAAAGCCCCCCACGCAUUUCCACCCCUCGCAGUGGGAGUUCUUCCGCAUUCUCCGUGGGAAUCUUACCAUCGAAUUUAAUGGGCGCGCCAUUCACCGGACCUCCAGGCAUGGCGAGCUAGCAGUACCUCCCUAUACCCAUCAUGUCAUUUAUGGAACCCCGGGAACGGAUAUGAAUGAGGUAGAGUUCGUCGUGAGUGCCAGUGAUCCUGUUGCGGAAGAGGCGGGUGCCACUGUGAUGGAUCAGCCGUUCUUUGAGAAUUGGUAUGGGUACCAGGAGGAUGUUUUUCAACGGGGAGAGAAAUUGGAUCUCGUGCAGGUGCUUUCGAUGUUUGAUGCUGGAGGCACGUAUCUAUCGCCACCGUGGUGGGUGCCCUUCCGCUCGUGGAUCGGGCUAUUUCUCGGCAUCGUUGUGGGCCGGUGGAUUGGUGGGCUGCUGGGUUAUGCGCCCUUUUAUCCCGAGUGGACGACCGACUGGGAGGCAGCCUGUAAGGUGAUGCAACAGAGCCGGUUUCAACGUCGAUUUGCGGAUCCACAGGCACAGCUACGAGCACGAGAAAGGUUUCGUGGGCAGUUAGAAGAAGAGGCAUCUGCCAGGGGGAAGAAGUCGGAGUAG
Messenger RNA from Penicillium digitatum Pd1, 783 nucleotides. RefSeq names its product cupin domain-containing protein. Lineage: Eukaryota; Fungi; Ascomycota; Eurotiomycetes; Eurotiales; Aspergillaceae. The record is from RefSeq and is a predicted model, not a curated record.